GGACUACAACUCCCAAGGUCCCUUGCAGCGGCCAAGGACUACUAAUCCCAGCGAGCUCCGCGCCUGCGUUGGGCGGAGCGGCAACAUGGCGGCGCCCGGAGCUGGUGACCCUCUGGAUGCGAAGCAUGGGAAGGCUCCAUUAGCUCAGCGUAUCGACCCUGCUCGCGAGAAACUGACUCCCGCGCAGCUGCACCUCAUGCAACAGGCACAGCUCGCCCAGUGGCAGAAGACGCUGCCACAGCGGCGGGCCCGGAACAUCGUAACCGGCCUGGGCAUCGGGGCGCUGGUGUUGGGCAUUUAUGGCUACACCAUCUACUCGAUAUCUCAGGAGCGCUUCCUCGAUGAGCUGGAAGACGAGGCCAAGGCAGCCCGAGCCCGCGCUCUGGAAAGAGCAUCAGUGCCCUGAACCUGGGCAUUGCCUGUCUCCAGCCUGCCGGAGCCACGCGCAGCCUUUGGCGUGGCGGAUGCUGCCCGACACCCUGUGGAAACCGAGGCCGCCUUAUAGCAUCCCUGGCUUAAUAACUUUGGACCAUGACUGGGCCCAAGAAACAAGAGGCUGAAUUUGGCCACUGUUGGUGUGACAUUGGUCGUUCCCCAUGCACUGUGCCUAGGGAUUGAGCCCGUUUGUUUCCUUGUUUGAGACGUAUGCGACCUUGGCUUCCCCCGAACUUCCCGACUUUGUAGUUUUUCCCCCUUCACCUUCCAGGGCCCCAGUUGAGGUGGGGCUGGGGUGGCAGCUCUGUGCAGUGCUGGAGCCUAAAACGGGAAAGGUAGUCAGUUAAGAACAAUAAACUUGAGUCAUCUCCCCUGGA
Molecule: messenger RNA, 812 nt
Organism: Chinchilla lanigera (long-tailed chinchilla)
Lineage: Eukaryota; Metazoa; Chordata; Mammalia; Rodentia; Chinchillidae
Product: cytochrome c oxidase assembly factor 3 homolog, mitochondrial
Exons: 2
Coding region: 86-406 (106 amino acids)
Biological process (GO): mitochondrial respiratory chain complex IV assembly
Cellular component (GO): mitochondrial inner membrane
Source: RefSeq, a predicted model, not a curated record